This is a messenger RNA of Cololabis saira (Pacific saury), 2589 nucleotides long. It is a transcript of the gene gde1, whose product is annotated as glycerophosphodiester phosphodiesterase 1. The record is from RefSeq and is a predicted model, not a curated record. Gene Ontology annotation, biological process: lipid metabolic process. Gene Ontology annotation, molecular function: phosphoric diester hydrolase activity. The transcript has 6 exons. NCBI's taxonomy places the organism in Eukaryota, Metazoa, Chordata, Actinopteri, Beloniformes, Belonidae. Bases 119 to 1096 code for a protein of 325 amino acids.
UUUGACAGCAGCUGUCACAGCUUUGCAGAGCGGAGAACAUUUACAGUUAAUGACACACUGACAGUCGCCGGUGCUCCCUGCUGUCUGCUCCCUGCUCCUCCUUCUCCCAGACAGCAGCAUGUUCCAGCUGGGGGAUGAGGUGAGCCUGUACUCGCUGGUGUUCGUGGUGCUGCUGCUGGGCUCCCGCAGCCCGCUGUGGAGCUCCGUGCUCACGGCCUCGCUCUACCUGUUCCUGGCCAUGUUCCGCUUCCCCCAGGUGAGCAGCGGCCGGGCCCGCCAGGUGCUGCAGCAGGUGGCGGUCAUCGCGCACCGCGGCGGCGGACACGACGCCCCCGAGAACACGCUGGCCGCCAUACGGGAGGCCAGCAAGAACGGAGCAUCUGGUGUGGAGUUGGAUCUUGAGUUCUCGGCCGACGGCAUCCCCAUACUGAUGCACGAUGAGACUGUGGACCGGACCACCAAUGGGUCAGGACCACUCACCCAGAUGAGAUUUUCUGAGUUAAGGAAACUGGAUGCAGCUGCUAAACAUCGACUCAGGGACAAGUUUUCUGGAGAGAAGAUCCCAACCCUGGAGGAGGCUGUGGAGGAAUGCAUCAAACUGCAGCUCAGCAUCUACUUUGAUGUCAAAGGUCAUCCAGAUGAGGCGUCCGCUGCUCUGAAAGACUUGUAUAAGAAAUAUCCAGUGCUGUACAACAGCAGCAUCGUCUGCUCCUUCGAGCCCAAAGUCAUCUACAGGAUGAGGCAGAGGGACCCCGACGUGGUCACGGCGUUGACCCACAGGCCAUGGAGCCUGAGUCGUUUUGGAGAUGGCUCCCCACGUUUCUCAUCGCUAUGGAAACAUCAUUGGAUGACGGUAAUGGACGUCUUGUUGGACUGGGCACACCAUCACGUAUUGUGGAGGCUCUGUGGCGUCUCGGCCUUCCUGAUACAGAAGAACUUCGUGUCACUGGACUACGUGCAGUACUGGGCUCAGAGGGGCGUGGAGGUUGUGGCCUGGACCAUCAACACAAAAGUGGAGAAAGAAUACUACCAGGAGCUGUUGCACAUCAACUACAUCACAGACAGCCUGGUGGAAGACUGUGAGCCUCAUUACUGAGAAACGGACACAUCCUCACUGUAGGGACAGAACCCAUAAAUGAAGGGAACUUGGGGUGUCUGUGGCGCUGAUGGUAGUGUCUUUUUUGUCCACCAUCUGAGGUGGUUCCAUCUCCAGCCCCUCCACAUGUUAAAGUGCCGUUGUUUAAGCAGGAUAUUGAACCCCGCAUUGCAUGUAAUAUGCUAAUUAGUUUGUGAUUGUAUGAAGACGCUGCAUUCUGUUUGUUGCACAGUAUAUAUAAGAAUAAUAACAAGUAGUGAAUGAGUGAUUUGGGGAAUACCUGAGAGAGUGCUGUAUAAAACCUACAUGAUGUUUCAAGGUGCUAUAAACGUCUGGAUCUUUUAGAGUUACACUCAGAAGUCAUUGUACAUAUGCGUCAUCUUCCCACGUAGCACAUCCUACUUGUUAGAUUAUUCAUGUGUGGAUGUCUGCAGAGGCAGUCAAAACAGGUUUGGUUGCAUUCUCAACUAACAUGAUUAGAGGUAAAGUAACAGCUCAUUAAAACACAAUUAUAUUAUGAAUUCGGUCGUGUGUGUGUGUGUAUGUAUGUAUGUAUGUGUGUGCGUGCGUGCGCAAGUUAAUUAAUCCAUUACAAUCCUGUAUCUAAUGUACUGUAUUCAACAACUCAGGACUUUAGUAUUUUUUUCACUGUCUUGUUAGUUGCUUCUGUUUUUCUUGUCUUUUGAGGCCUUUGCUCUGCACUGUGUGCUUUUUACUCGCUAAAGGUAAUUUGACGGAGAAAAACUACCUUAAUGUGAUUUUUAACGCUUGUAAAUGAUAAAUACUAAUUCACAGCUAAUGCAAACGUAUCACAUUUUUCAGAAAUCAAUAUUUAUUACCUGUGUAGUAUAGAAAAGGACUGAAACUCAAACAGUAUGUUUUUUUUAUCUUGCUUCCAUUCCAUGUUCUUCAUCGAGCUGCCAGUUUACUAUUGCAGAAAGCUAUUAGUGAAAGAAGUGCAGCAAAAAUAGUUGACUUUUAAAAGCAUUUUAAAAAUUGGUUGUGCAACAUGAAACAGUACGAUAAGAAUAAUCAAACUGAAAGGACAUUGUGGUGGUUAGUACUGUUUCCUAACUUAAAGGUCCGGGUUUACUCCAACCCCUCUCUCUGUGAGGAGUUUUCAUGUUCUCUCCGUCCUUGCGUGGUUUUCUCUGGUUAAUGUGUCUUCCUUGUACAGUCCAAAGAUAUACCUGCCAGCGAGAUGGGUGAUUCUGCAUUGUCCUGAGGAGUGAGUGGACUUGUCUGUGUGGUUCUGUGAUGGAUUGAUGGCCAGUCUUCUACCGUCGUCCUCUCACUCAGCUGUGAUCUCACUCUCUGUGAUACUAAGUAGAGUGGAAGGAGGUGUAGAAGACAAAUUGAUGGAUGCAUAGAUGGGAGUUUGACAGAAAAAUAUGUAAAUAUAAAAAGGAAAAGAAAAGACAAAAAUGUGUAAGUCAAAUGAAAAAAAUUGUAAAUAUACUUUGAAGAAAAUAAUAAAAAUAAUGAUAAACAUG